GUGUUUUUAUGUACGAAAUAAAUCUGGGUAAGAAUCAGAGACCCAACCAACAGAUAGAAGCAAAAUGGUGUCUUCUUCCUCAAUAAGAGCCUUUGGAGCAUUUCUCCAUAGAUUCUCCUAUGGCGUUUCUCUCCAACGCCCCAAAUCUUUCGCUCUUCAAAGUACUGCUUUGAUAAAUAGGAACUUAUCAUCUUCGUCUUCAGCAAAAUGGGUCUCGUCAUUUGAGCUCCAAUCUGUGAACCCAGUUAGAAAGAUUUGGACUUUCUCUCCUCUCUGUAUGGGCAGACGUUCCUGUAAGAUUGCUGGUAGAAAGGAGGCUCAGAAUGCAAAGAAGGCAAAGCUGUAUUGCAAAAUCGGCAAGGAAGUUGUGUCUGCUGUUAAAAAAGGUGGCCCCAAUCCAGUAUCAAAUACAGCUCUGGCUGCUUUACUUGACAAAGCUAAGGAGCUUGAUGUACCCAAGGAAAUCUUAGAGCGCAACAUUAAGAAAGCUUCUGAGAAGGGUCAAGAAGCUUACAUUGAGAAACUCUAUGAGGUCUAUGGUUUUGGUGGAGUUGGUAUAAUAGUUGAGGUCUUAACGGAUAAAAUAAACAGAUCAGUGGCAGCUGUUAGAGAGGUGGUGAAGGAUUGUGGUGGAAAGAUGGCAGAUCCUGGAUCCAUUAUGUUCAAGUUCAGACGUGCCAGAGUUGUAAAUAUAAAAGUCACAGAUGCUGAUAAAGACCAGCUACUUGCCGUUGCUUUAGAUGCUGGUGCUGAUGAUGUGAUUGAACCUCUGAUGGAUGAAGAUGACACGGAAGAUGAUUUGUUGGAAAGGUAUUACAAAAUUGUGAGUUCAGCAGAGAACUACACGUCAAUACUAUCGAAGUUGCGUGAGGAACGAUUAGCUUUUGAACCUGAUAAUGGAUCAGAGCUACUUCCGAUAACCCCAAUUGAGGUGGAUGAUGAGGCUAAGGACUUGAACAAGGAACUUAUGUCUCAAUUACUUGAACUUGAUGACGUUGACGCAGUGUAUACGGACCAGAAGUGAUCGUUCUAAGAUUUCUGCUUACCAUCUCUGUCAUUUAUACGAGGUUUGAACGCUUUUGGAUUUUGACUCAUCUUUGGUUGAUGGGUGAAGUAAAAUGGCUUGAUUCUGACUUCAUUUCUUUGUGAGGGUUCUAUUUUUUUGCUCCUGAUAGCAUAUCUAAGUUCUGGUCAGACAGUUACAGUUACUGCUUGUUCAUCUAUUAGCCCAGAAUAUUUUUUUCCCCAUAACCUUGAUUACAAGUGUUCUCUUAUACCCUGUUAGGAAAAAUAGAAAAGUAAGGAAUUCUGUUGUUUAUGACAUAAUAAUAGGCUCAAUACAUAUUUUCUUUACAGCAAGUCUCUUG
Messenger RNA from Ilex paraguariensis (yerba mate), 1367 nucleotides. Lineage: Eukaryota; Viridiplantae; Streptophyta; Magnoliopsida; Aquifoliales; Aquifoliaceae. The record is from the annotation of a GenBank genome assembly.